Ambispora leptoticha is the source of this 543-nucleotide messenger RNA. NCBI's taxonomy places the organism in Eukaryota, Fungi, Glomeromycota, Glomeromycetes, Archaeosporales, Ambisporaceae. The record is from the annotation of a GenBank genome assembly.
AUGUAUUCAAUAACAUCGUCGAAAUUUUCUGGCUAUGACAACUAUAACAAUAGCAACAAUAACAUGAUGACAUCAAUAACAGCCCCACAGCAGCAGCAAAGUCAACAGAAAAAAAGAAAAUUUCGAUUCCAAAAGCAUUUACGAAAACCACAAUCAUUUAAUACUUAUCUGUUACAUCGCUCCAAUUCCACUUCUUCAACUUCAUCGUGCGAUAGUUCAAUAUAUACUCUAGCAUCAUCUCCAACCUCUACCAAUCCGCCGAACAAUAAGUUAACAUCAUCGGCAACAUCGGCACCGACAUCUACAACAACUACAUCAUCAUCGGAAAUGGUCGUUAACAUAACAUCGGGAUUAGUUCGACGACUUUCUGCAACAAUUCGUUUUGCAGGUUUAUUGGAUGGAAGUAUUCACCAAGAUGAUGUCAGCAGUAUUAACUAUUCUUCCAGUAACAAUAGUGCUGAUGAUUGGGAUCCACGUGAGGAUGAUGAAGACGAUGAGGAGGAAUUCUUUUAUAACAAUAGCAAUCGUAACAGUAUUUGCUGA